This is a messenger RNA of Penicillium maclennaniae, 1527 nucleotides long. RefSeq names its product MFS transporter. Lineage: Eukaryota; Fungi; Ascomycota; Eurotiomycetes; Eurotiales; Aspergillaceae. The transcript is spliced from 3 exons. The coding region runs from base 1 to 1527 and encodes 508 amino acids. Gene Ontology annotation, molecular function: transmembrane transporter activity. Gene Ontology annotation, biological process: transmembrane transport. The record is from RefSeq and is a predicted model, not a curated record.
AUGGGUACUUCACCAGAGCCAUCGGUGGUCGACGUGGAACAAGCACGCCCCGAAAAUGCGGGGACUCGAAGUGGAGAAAUGGCUGAUGUCGACUAUUCGGUCUUUUCCGUCAGUCAAAGGCGAUAUAUUGUUUUUAUGGCUUCAUGGGCGGGAUUCUUCUCUCCUGUCUCGUCGCAGAUCUACUUCCCGGCCUUGAAUACCCUCGCCAAAGACCUCCGCGUCUCAAAUUCUCUAAUUAAUCUAACCUUGACCAGCUACAUGAUUUUUCAAGGACUGUCGCCCAUGUUCAUUGGUGAUUUCGCGGAUAAAGCUGGAAGACGACCCGCAUACGUCGUCUGCUUCACAAUAUAUAUUGCUGCCAACAUCGGCUUGGCUCUACAAAAUAACUAUGCAGCGCUGUUCGUUCUUCGGUGCCUGCAAAGCGCAGGAAGCAGCACUACCAUCGCACUCUCGUCGGGCGUGGUCUCAGACGUGGCGACUGCAUCUCAGCGUGGCUCAUACAUGGUGAUCGGAGGUCUUCUGGCUCAGUACCUUGGCUGGAGGGCGAUCUUUUGGUUCCUUGUCAUCUUCGCAGGUGCAUUUAUGGUUCCAUUCCUGAUCUUCUUCCCCGAAACUGCCCGUGGAGUGGUUGGCGACGGAUCAUUGCCGCCUCAAAGAUGGAACAUGUCCUUGAUCAGCUAUUUGAAGUCCCGGAAAGCUCGUCAAGAAGGCGCCGAGGCACCAGCCAGCACAACGAAACAGAGACUCAGUUUCCCCAACCCAUUGCAGACACUUGCCAUUGUGUUCCAGAAAGAUACCAGCAUCGUCUUGUUCUGCAACGCGAUUCUCUUCGCUGGCUUCUACGAUGUCAGUGCAACCAUUCCAUCGAUCUUCAACGAAUUAUACGGUCUGGACGACCUGCAGAUCGGCCUGUGCUACAUCCCUUUUGGACUUGGUGCGAGCAUCGCAUCUAUUUUGAAUGGCAGAUUCCUCGAUUACAAUUAUCGUCGAAUUGCGAAAAAGAUUAAUUUCCCGAUGAUGAAGAACCGCCACACGGACCUACGAAAUUUUCCAAUCGAAAAAGCCCGUCUUCAAAUCGCCUUUCCAAUGCUUUCAAUCGGAAGUCUGAGCAUCCUCGCAUUCGGUUGGUGUUUGAACUUCGGAGUUCAUCUCGCUGCACCUACCACCAUUCUAUUUCUCAUGGGUCUUACCCUCACCGGAGCUUUCAACACAGUCGGUACCCUCCUAGUAGACCUUUACCCCACACAGGCGGCCAAAGCUACAGCCGCCAACAAUUUCGUGCGAUGUUUGCUCGGAGCUGGCGCGACUGCCCUUAUCGAUCCUAUGCUCGCGUCCAUGGGUCGUGGAUGGUGUUUCACCUUCAUCUCUCUGGUCAUGCUCUCUACGUCUCCGCUACUCUUGUUCGAGAUCUACAAAGGACCCAAAUGGCGUGAAGAGCGCCGGUUGAAAGAAGAAGCGAAGCAGCUGGGGACUAUCACAUCACCUGUAUCCACGACCCCGAACGAAAAGUCUGUCACGGAGGCUUGA